GCAGACGCAGCGCAGACGGCAAUCACGUCCUUCUUACAAAAUGUCGCUGUCCAGACAGACAUGCUUGUGGGAUACCACAAACGCCACUCAAAAGUCAAAGCCCCAGAGGAUUGACAUCUGCCUCAACCACAGCAACCCAAAGUCUCAGGUGCAAUGCCGGACAUUGACAAGAACCGCGCUACCGACAUGGACGACAAGAAGGCGGUUGAGGGGCCCGAGGCCACGUACCUGCAGGACAACACGGGCAGCGACAAUGAGGCUGCCAUCCCCAAGGGAGAGAUUGAUCCUGUGUACGAGGCAAAGGCCAGGGUCCUGAACCGAGCUAUCCAGGACAUCGGCAUGGGAUGGUACCAAUGGCAGCUCUUCAUCGUGGUAGGCUUCGGUUGGGCAUCGGACAACCUGUGGCCUAUCGUCACUUCACUCAUCCUCACGCCAGUCUCGAACGAGUUCAGCGCAUCUCGACCGCCCCUGCUCAGUCUCUCACAGAACAUCGGGCUUCUUGCUGGAGCCAUCUUCUGGGGCUUCGGAUGCGACGUCUUCGGGCGCAAGAUCGGGUUCAACGCCACCCUCGGCGCUGCGGCUGUCUGGGGCAUGAUCGGGGCCGCCUCCCCAAACUUUGCCGCCAUCGGCGUCUUCGCCGCCUUGUGGAGCUUCGGCGUCGGCGGCAACCUGCCCGUCGACAGCGCCAUCUUUCUGGAGUUCCUUCCCGCGAGCCACCAGUACCUCCUUACCGUUCUCAGCAUCGACUGGGCCAUCGCCCAGGUGGUGGCCACCCUCAUCGCCUGGCCCUUGCUUGGUAACCUGACAUGCCAACAGGAUGACGUCUGCACCCGCGCCAAGAACAUGGGAUGGCGUUAUUUCGUUAUUACAAUGGGGGCUAUUACCUUGAUCAUGUUCGCAAUCAGGUUCGUCUGCUUUACAAUCUUCGAAAGCCCCAAGUAUCUCAUGGGAAAGGGGCUCGACGAGGAAGCUGUUCGGAUCGUGCACGAGGUGGCCCGGCGAAACGGGCGCUCGGAAGCAUGCACCUUGACCAUCCAUGACCUGAAGGCCUGCGAGCCUCAGGGCUACGUGCCCCAGACCAGCGCCUCGACCGCGGUCAAACGACGCCUGGAAAAUGUCAGCCUGAGCCGAGUCAGGCCGCUCUUCGGAACGCGAAAGAUGGCGCUUUCCACGGGCAUAAUAAUGGCGGUCUGGGCCUUCGUCGGCCUGGGCUAUCCCCUCUACAACGCUUUCCUGCCCUAUAUACAGGCAACGAGGGGCGUGGACUUUGGUGACGGCUCAACGUAUAUCACAUACCGCAACAGCCUUAUCAUAGCGGUGUUGGGGGUCCCGGGUGCCCUGCUAGGCGGUCUGCUAGUGGAGUUGCCCAAGUUCGGCCGGAAAGGCGCGCUCAGCCUGAGCACAGUCCUCACGGGUGUGUUUUUAUAUGGGAGCACCACGGCUCUGAGCUCCAACACUCUUCUCGCCUGGAACUGUGUCUGGAACUUCGCGAGCAACAUAAUGUAUGCCGUUCUAUAUGGUUUCACUCCGGAGCUCUUCCCGACACCUCAGAGGGGCACAGGAAAUGCCUUGACUGCUACCAGCAACCGCAUCUUUGGUAUCAUGGCGCCGAUUAUCGCAAUGUUUGCCAAUUUAGACACUGCCGCACCGGUGUAUACGUCGGGCGCAUUGUUUAUAUCAGCGGGUCUGUUAGUUCUGCUACUGCCUUUUGAGUCCAGGGGCAAGGCAGCACUAUGAGCUGGAGGCGGUCUGGAUGAGGAAGAGAAUCGUGAAUAUUUGGCUCAUGUCACCUGGUACAUGUACCAUAUUACCCGGC
Diaporthe batatas is the source of this 1816-nucleotide messenger RNA. RefSeq lists its product as uncharacterized. Gene Ontology annotation, biological process: transmembrane transport. The transcript has 4 exons. NCBI's taxonomy places the organism in Eukaryota, Fungi, Ascomycota, Sordariomycetes, Diaporthales, Diaporthaceae. The record is from RefSeq and is a predicted model, not a curated record. Gene Ontology annotation, molecular function: transmembrane transporter activity. The coding region runs from base 154 to 1737 and encodes 527 amino acids.